Molecule: messenger RNA, 1844 nt
Organism: Acipenser ruthenus (sterlet)
Lineage: Eukaryota; Metazoa; Chordata; Actinopteri; Acipenseriformes; Acipenseridae
Product: interleukin-1 receptor type 2-like
Exons: 6
Coding region: 593-1048 (151 amino acids)
Molecular function (GO): interleukin-1, type II, blocking receptor activity
Source: RefSeq, a predicted model, not a curated record
GGUCCUGCUUAUGUAUUCUAAUGAUUUUUUGUUUUUAUUGGAGGGAGUGUUUUGUAUGUGUGAGAUACUUCUAGAUUUAUUUAUUUAUUUAUUUAUUUAUUUAGCAGAUGCCGUUAAUCCAAGGCGAUUUACAGAGACUAGGGUGUUUGAACUAUGCAUCAGCUGCAGAUUCACUUACAACAACGUCUCACCCAAAAGACGGAGCAGAAUGAGGUUAAGUGAGUGACCUCCUGGUUGCUUUAACCACCGGACCACACAGCCUCCUAUAAGCGUCACCACAUGUGGUGAUUUUGACCUUCAGCGGGGAUUGCUGGAAAAUGUUAAAAUGCGGUCAUAUGAACCAUUUACAGAAAAAAAACUAUGACCAGGGCAGACCACAAAUAGAAUUCCAAUAGAAAUAACAUAACCGAAUUUGACUGUAGAACAAAAGGCUUACUAUAAACAGUGACUUUUCUGGGAAGUCAUUCUUAGAAGUGAAACAUCAUAUACAGCGUGCACCUUUAACUUCCUCUUUAAAUUCAAAAGAAGUAUAAAAGGGCCUCACUUAUUCAGUGACCAGCAGACAUUUGCUGUGCCCACAUCAAGGAGCAGUAUGCACUCUGGAAAAAUCAGUGCCUCCCGAUCAGGAGCCUGUCGAUGGGUCGCCAUGGCAACGCUCUGCAGUUUACUUUGUGUCCAGGUUGUGAAAGCAGGCUCCCCCAGGAUCAGCAACCCAAUUAAACAAAGACAGGCAACACUGGGACAAAGGCUGGUUAUCCCUUGCCAGGCAUUUCCAGGUUUCCCAGACGACUUCACCAUCAUCUACUGGCUGGUGAACAGCACCUUCAUUGAGACAACCUACCCAUCAAAAAGGAUCCAGGAAAAACAAGAGAAGAUAUACACAGUGGGAGGACAAACUGUCAUUCAAAGAGAUCUGACAUUUAACUGGACAAAAAAGAAAGAUUUCAAAUCCAACUUCACCUGUGUGGUAAUGAACCCGGCUGGUAUGGAUAAGAUGCAGGUUACUUUAGUCCCUUCUCGAUCACAGAGAAGACACAAAAGCAGUUAAGAAUCUGUACUCCCCACGUUCCCUUUCCCCAAGCCAGACAAGAGAGGAAUUACUUCUUGCACAGCAUCUGCCUUGAAGUUCAAACACGGAGACCCAACUUGUGCAGUGGACCCUUGUGUAAACAAUUGAAAAAACCACAUGUUUCAAAGAAUUACAUUUAUUUUAUGCUGUUACUGUACAAUAAGUGUUAAUGCUAUAACCAUGUUUAAAUAAAUGUGCUCAUUAUUUUCAAAUAGUUUGGGGAUACAAGCUCAAAUCAACCAGCCUGUAAUCCCAAUUGGUUCUUGAAAUUUCUUCCCCAUCUUUUAGUGAGCCCAGACACAAUAGUUGAAGGUACUAAAAUCUAUUUUAUGAUUAAACAUGACCAAACAUACUGAAGCCAUCUUGUGCAGUUUAUUUAUUAAAUGUCUUUGCUUCUAUUUAGACAGCUAUUUGGUUUUAGUAAACUAAACUUGUUAGUCUCUUUUCUCGCGUAAGUAAUAUCUAUCUGUCAGUAUUUAUAAGAACACCUUAUUGUUACAGCUUUAUCAAUCCAAAAGUUGGACAGCAAUAGCUCCCUCUACAGGAAAGUUCAGUACACUACAAUUCCAAAUAAAUGUCUUCACACAAUCAGUUUGCCAUAUUUAAUGAACUUACUUGGAGUAUAUCUAAUUCUGUUCAAUAUCAGCAGUUUUCAUGGAUCCCAAAUUAGCACUAAUCUUGGACCACCUUACCCAAGGUAACAUUAAGUAGUCCAGCAAUAGUGUAAAAUCAGUAAGUUAAACCAACCAUUAAAUACAACAACAAAAAUACUGUU